Thermochaetoides thermophila DSM 1495 is the source of this 5418-nucleotide messenger RNA. RefSeq lists its product as uncharacterized. The transcript has 2 exons. The record is from RefSeq and is a predicted model, not a curated record. Lineage: Eukaryota; Fungi; Ascomycota; Sordariomycetes; Sordariales; Chaetomiaceae. The coding region runs from base 1 to 5418 and encodes 1805 amino acids.
AUGGACUACGCCCGUCUACGCGCGGCCGCCCUCUCCGGCGAGGUCGAAGAGGCGGUGACGGUCGACACGCGCGCGCUCAUCGACAAGGUCCUCGCGCGCUACUCGGGCGAGUGGACGACCCUGCGCGAGCUGAUCCAGAACGCGGCCGAUGCUCAAGCGUCGACCGUCACCGUCAAGUGGGAGACCAUCCCGUCGACGUCCGUUCCCCUGCCGCAGAAUGCGACGCCGUCGGAUCUGUUGCAGCAUACGUUAAGACAUCAUACCAUUAGACGGCUGGUGGUGCAGAAUGAUGGGCUGCCGUUUAGCAAAACGGAUUGGCAGCGGUUGAAGAGGAUUGCGGAGGGGAAUCCGGACGAGACGAAGAUUGGUGCCUUUGGCGUCGGGUUCUACAGCGUGUUUGCGGAUUGUGAGGAGCCAUUCGUUAGCUCGGGCGCUGAGGCGAUGGCGUUUUAUUGGAAGGGGAAUGCGCUGUUUACCAGGAAGGUCACGCUGCCGGAGGAUCAGCAGAGCAAGUUGACUACCUUUGUGUUGGAUUAUCGGAGCACGACGACGCCGGUGCCGAAUUUGUUGAGCGUAGCGCAGUUUCUGGCGACGAGCCUGACAUUUGUGGCGUUACAGAGGAUUGAGUUCUGGAUUGAUGAGUGGAGGGUGUUGGGGCUGGUGAAGAAGAGCUCGCCGAGCAUGGAGGUGCUGGUUCCGAGGAGUUUGGAGACGACUACGAGGGAGAAGCAUUUUAGGCUGACGGCGGCGGAGAGGAUGAGCACUCAGAUUGAUGCGACAUUCAUGCACGUCUUGGGUUGGAAACCGCAGACUACGUCCUCAACAAGCAAACUCGCCGAGACGACCUUCGGCUCCGAGCUCUCCUCCCUCAAAGGCUUCUUCUCCCGUCUAACAGGUGUCUCCUCCCAAACAAAAGCCGCCAAGGAGGAGAAAUCCCUCCAAGACACCGUCGCUCAAGACCUGACUGCCACUUCAACAUCAACCAUCUUCCUGCGCUCUAUCUCAGCCCAGUUCGUCACCAGCGUAUCCUCCUCCUUCGCAGCCGAGCUCGAGCGCGCAACUAAGAAGCCCCCCCCCAAAAUCACGCGCAUCUCGAUACUUACCUCCUCUUACGAUGAGACCGUUGCCUCGGAGGAGGCAUCCUCCGCCGCAGCAGCCAAGAUUGCAGAUGUCUUUGCAACAGUCCUACCCAGCAAAAAGCCCGGCGGCCGGAUCUUCAUCGGUUUCCCUACCAUGCAAACUACGGGAGCAGGGAUGCACGUCUCCGCGCCGAGCGUGAUUCCCACUGUCGAGCGGGAGGCGAUUGAUCUGAACGCCCGCUGGGUCAGAACGUGGAAUGUGGAGAUGCUUCGGGCGACCGGUAUCCUUGCGCGGUUGGCGUUUGCGAGUGAGAUGGCGGAGUUGGAUCAGAAGCUGAAGCGCAUGGCGCAAGCCAAUGGUGACAACAAGAAGAAGGGAGGUGUUGUUGUGUCCGCAGCAGCGGAUGUGCAAAAAUGCGUCCCGGAAGCGCUGCACAUCCUCAAAACGUAUACCUUCACGGAGUCGACGCCCAAUGCGUAUGUGGCGCAGAUUAUUGAGGAGGGGUUCUGGACCGCGUGCAAAGAGCCGUUUAUCGAGGUUUUCUCGUCGAGGGGCGUGCUGCCUUCGACCAAGGUGCGCAACUCGUCGGAGGAGAUUGCGAGAUUUGUGGCGGGGAUUCCGGUUGUGUUGAAGGAGAUGCGGGACGCACCGUUGAUAAGGAAGCUGGUUGACUUCGGGCUGAUUCAGGAUGUCACAGUGGAGGAUAUUGCUCAGGAGUUGGGGAAUAAGGCGCUUGAUCGGGAGCAGCUCGGGCAUUUCCUGCAGUGGAUCACCAAAGGCGCGGCGGAGGGGGAGUUAGAUCGGCCGAGCGUGCAGCGUCUGCUUGACGUCGCUGUCGCGACUGUCUCAGCCGACGGCGCUGACUCCGGCGAGGUCAUCGCUCUCGGCUCGAUCAAGUACUAUCACAACAAGCUCAUCCCAGCCCAUCUUCCCAUCCCGCCGACCACCAUGCCGGUCGCUUUCACGGCGUCCAUCCCUGAGGGGAAGCUCCUCUCCCUGGGAUGGUCUCCCCUCUCCCUCGUGUUAUGGCUCCAGUUCCUGAUCGAGUCGGCCCCCACCAAACCCGCCGAGCAAGAUCUGACGAGAUCGGAUAAGUUUGCCCAUCAGGUGCUCAGCGUGCUGUCCAAGAACUGGGACAACCUCAGUCCGAAUUCGCGGGCGACGGUGGUCGGCCUGUUGCAAAAUAUUACCGUCAUGCCGACCAAAAUGGGUAUGAGGAAACCGGGCGAAUCGUUCUUCCCCAGUGUGAAGCUCUUUGAUGAUUUGCCUACGCUAGAGGGAUGUAUCAAUCUCAAAGAAAAGUUUCUUGUUGCGUUGGGCGUAAGGAAGACGGUUGAUCUGGAGACCAUUUUUACGAGACUGCUCACGCCAGGGGAGGGAGAUGCGCAAGGAGCGAAGUGGAGCCAUGUUGAGUUGAUCAAGUAUUUGACUUCUGUGCGGCAGGACAUUCCGGCUGCAGAUCUCAAGAAGCUGCGCGAGUCGCCUUUGUGUCCGGCGGAGGCGGGCCCGAAAGGGGCUGAGGCGAGUAAGCGGUCGGAGAGGCUGUACCGGGUGUGUGAGUUGUAUGAGCCGAAGGAUUCGCUCCGCGCGCUCGGGCUGCCCAUCCUGCAGUGGCCUGGUCCGUCGGGGAGUUUCAGGAGUAAUAGCCCUGAGGCAAAGUUCUUAUUUUCGUUGGGGCUGAAGGCGUAUCCGUCGGCGGAGCAGUUAGUCGAGAUGAUGGCUUCGCAAGACGAAGAGUUGAGGGGGAAUGCGAUGGCGUAUUUUAUUGCAAAUCACCACCUCAAUGGGUACACAAGUACGGAUCUGGCGGGCACAGACAAGAGGAUCUUGCCGAUCGAGGGAAAUGAGAAGGUGCUCGUAACGCCGUCGGCGUGUUAUACGAAUGAGAGGGCGGCUGUCAUGGGGUAUAAUAUCCUUCGCAGAGACCUACAUCCUCAUGCGAUGAAGUUUGGCGUUGCUCGGGAUCCGCCGAUUUCGGGUUGUGUCGAAAAGCUGAUUGCUAAUCCGCCUGCGGACCGACAAGCGGCGGUUACGUUGUUCGAGUACCUCACUUCGCGGCUGGGCGAUCUCAGACAUAAUGACCUCAUGAGGCUUAGAGAUGCGGCGAUUGUGCCUGUGGUGAGGUCGGCGUCGGCGGCUGGUAAGAGCGGAAAGCCGACUGUUGUGCUCGUCGCGCCAUCGAGAGUUUAUCUCGGCAGCUCGUCGACGUAUAAGGAUAUCUUUGACUUUGUCGAUUUUGGGGCCGACGCGAACAGUUUCCUGUUCAAGUGCGGUGCGAAGAGCGAGCCGACCAAGCAUGAGAUUGCUCACCUGGCUUGUACCGAGCCAGCGAGAUUGUUGAGUGUGCUGGAGAGCCCGGAGAAGUAUCUUAGCUUACUUAAGUCCAUUGCUGAGGAUCUCUCGACUCUUAAGCGGGAUAGAGAUCUCUACCGCAAAAUGAAGACCUCCCCCUGGUUGCUCGGCUCGAAGGAAGUCCCCUCGGGUAAGAACCGUUCUACAGACGACGACGAAGAAGAAGAAGAUGCCACCAUCAAAUCCUACCUCCUCGCCUCCCCUCCGCAGCUCACCAUCCUCGACGACUUUAUCUCCUACCGCCUCUUCAAAGACUCCCUCCUCUGCGCCCCCGAAGAGGACCUCCUCGAAGACAUGUACCUCGCCCUGGGCGCUACAACCCUCAGCAGCCGCGUCCAGGAAGAUCUGCGCAUCGGCCGGCCAACGCCCGACCAGCGCUCUGCCGAGUGGCUGCGCAAGCACGUCCUUGAAAGAGCAAAACUUUUUUUGCAUGAAUACGCCAAGGACAGGCCGAAUGCCGUAAAGCACGAUUACCGCUGGCUGGAGAAGAAUCUCCGCGUCAUCAGUGUCGCGUCGUUAGCUCUGCGCCGGACAUUGAGGGGUGUCCAGGGCGGGAGGGUGCACGCCGAGAGUCGGAGCGCCGCGAGCAUGAAGACGAGCGAGGGGCAUGUGCUGUAUGUCGCUGCGCCAGAGGGGGGGGAAGGGAAGCCGGAUAUGUAUCAGGUUGGGCAGGCCAUCUGUCAGAUGUUGUUGACGAGGCCAAAUCAGCAUGCGUAUUUCUUUUUUGAGCCGUUUUUGAAGUUGGGGUUGUUGGAGUUGAGAGCGAGAGGGUAUAAUGUCGAUCGGAUUUUGAGGGCGAAGGCUGCUGAGGCGAGGUUGGCUGAGGAGGAGAAGAGGAGGGCACUGGAAGCGGAGAGGCAAAAGCUAGAGGUGGAAGAGAGGGAGAGGAAGAGAGUCAAAGAACAGGAGCAGCAGCAGCAGCAGCAGCAGCGGCAGCAGCAGAGGGGUGUUCAGACGCCGCGACAGGGUGCUAGAAUGCCCGGGGCGUUUGAGGAAGACUCUCCUGAGCAAGAGCAGGCAUUGGUGAGGUCGCAUAGCGGCCAGCAGCAGCACCAGCCGGAGCAGACCACGACAGUCAGGAGUCUUUUCAACGCAUUUACACGCCGACUCGGCAUCGACGUCGACACGCUCACAUCCCCACAAUCACAACAACAACCUCCCCCCAAACAGCCCGAAUCUAAACCUUUUCCUUCUCCCCUAGCCCCUCUACCACCUACUUCCUCUGACAACGACCCCAUCACGGGUCCUUUAACCUCCCCCUCCUCCCUCCGCCGAACCCUCCUCACAGCCAUCCAACAAACCCGUGCCCACACCUCCCCUGAACUCAUUUCUCCCCCGGCCCAAACUACCGUCCCUGAACUGCCGCUGUACUGCGACUCGACUCCCGCAGAACACAUCUCCUUCGUAGCGGAAGCUCCCCGCGGCAUGCACGUCUUCCUCCCCAAGGGUAUGACCCUCCAAGCAACGGAGUUUGUCACCCAGCACGCGGAAGCAAUUGGGCUAUUUGAAGGUGUCCUGAGGGAUGUAGUCGCAGUGUAUGAAUUGCCUUCGCCGGGCGUGGUGUCCAUUUUCUGGGAAAGGGGGAAGACGGUUGCGUUUAAUAGGGCAGGCAGUUUGUUUUGUAAUUUGGCCUAUUUCGAGGAGUUGCAUGUUCAUGGGGUGAAGACGAACCAUGGGGGGAUGGGAAGGGUUGAGGCAGUUACGUGGUGGUGGGUUGUACUGGCGCAUGAGCUGGCACAUAAUCUCGUGAGCGUGCAUGAUGCUAAGCAUGGAUAUUAUACCGAGUCCUUCCUCCAGCAGUACUUUGCCAAGAUGAUGGCUCUCGCCGCGCAGUGGCUGAAUGCCCCAGCCUCUUCGGUUACUGCUGCUGGUGGUGCUAGAGGAUCAGAGACUAGGACUUUGCCAUCGUCGUCGUCGAGUGGGCGUCUGCAACGGGAGCCGUCACUGCCGUUGGAACCCCCGCCGCCAUAUAGUCCUUUCGACUAG